UUCCGCGCGCUGCUUUCGCCGCCAGGUGACAGUUGGCUCCCCGGCUGUGGCCGCCUCCACAGGAACGAGGCCGGGAAGAGGCGCGCGCUCUCUCGCGACGCCCCAAACAUGGACGGCAGGGCGGUCGCGGCGGCCGGGCCAGGGCAAGCCGCUGUAGAGAGUGGCGGUGGACCCGGGCCGGGCCGGAGACCUAGUCGCUUGGUGUCUGGGGCGGCGGGGCCGGUGGCAAGCGCGGCGGCGUCUGGGGGGACGACGGCGAGCGUAGCCGGGUCUCGACAGCCCAGCAUGGAGACGUUGGACAGCCCUACAGGAUCCCAUGUUGAAUGGUGUAAGCAACUCAUUGCUGCUACAAUUUCUAGUCAGAUUUCAGGUUCUAUGCCUGCAGACAAUGUGUCCAGAGAGUACCGGGUAUACAGGAGGCCUACUAUAAGGGAGAUUCAGGAUGGACACAAUGGCUAUCCUUCUGACGCAGAAGUUGAUCAGGUGGCACUGAGGGAUGGAAACAAACUCGCCCAGAUGGAAGAGGCUCCACUUUUUCCUGGAGAAUCAAUCAAAGCUAUCGCUAAAGAUGUCAUGUAUAUCUGUCCAUUUAUUGGAGCCAUCAGUGGUACAUUGACAGUGACAGAUUUCAAAAUGUAUUUCAAGAAUGUUGAAAGGGAUCCCCAUUUUGUUCUUGAUGUUCCUCUUGGAGUGAUAAAUAGGGUUGAAAAGAUUGGAGUGCAGAGCCAUGGAGAUAACUCUUGUGGUAUAGAAAUUGUUUGCAAGGAUAUGAGAAAUUUGCGGUUUGCCUAUAAACAGGAAGAGCAUAGACUGGAGAUUUUUCAGAACCUUAUUACGCGAGCAUUUCCUCUUUCUCAUGGGCUGCCAUUGUUUGCAUUCAGCUAUAAAGAAAAAUUUCCUGUCAAUGGCUGGAAAGUUUAUGAUCCAAUGGCGGAAUAUAAGAGACAGGGAUUACCUAAUGAGAGCUGGAAAAUAUCUAAAAUUAAUAGUAUGUAUGAACUUUGUGAUACAUAUCCUGCCAUUCUUGUUGUGCCAACUAGCGUAAAAGAUGAUGACCUCUCCAGAGUAGCAGCAUUCAGGGCAAAAGGCAGAGUUCCAGUGCUAUCCUGGAUCCACCCUGAGAGUCAGGCAACCAUCACACGUUGUAGCCAGCCUCUAGUAGGCCCAAAUGACAAACGCUGCAAAGAAGAUGAGAAAUAUUUGCAAACAAUCAUGGAUGCCAAUGCUCAGUCCCACAAGCUUUUUAUCUUUGAUGCCAGACAGAACAGUGUUGCAGAUACAAAUAAGGCAAAAGGUGGGGGAUAUGAAAGUGAAAGUGCCUACCCAAAUGUUGAGCUGAUCUUCUUGGAGAUCCCAAAUAUCCAUGUGAUGAGAGAAUCACUGCGUAAGCUGAAAGAAAUAGUUUACCCUACAAUUGAUGAAUCUCGAUGGCUGUCCAAUGUGGAGAGCACUCACUGGCUGGAAUAUAUACGGAUGCUUCUUGCUGGAGCAGUGAGAAUUGCUGACAGAAUUGAAUCUGGUAAAACAUCAGUGGUGGUACACUGCAGUGAUGGCUGGGAUCGUACUACGCAGCUUACCUGCUUAGCCAUGCUCAUGUUGGACAGCCAUUAUAGAACCAUCAAAGGCUUUCAAGUCCUCCUAGAGAAAGAGUGGAUGAGUUUUGGACAUCGGUUUGCAAUGCGAGUAGGCCAUGGCGAUGAUGACCAUGCUGAUGCUGACAGGUCACCUAUCUUCCUUCAGUUCAUUGACUGUGUAUGGCAAAUGACAAAGCAGUUUCCAGCUGCUUUUGAGUUCAACGAACUGUUCUUGAUCACCAUUUUGGAUCAUCUUUACAGCUGUCUCUUUGGCACAUUUUUAUGCAACUCUGAACAUCAGCGAAUAAAAGAGGAAAUCCCUACAAGGACCAUUUCUUUAUGGUCAUAUAUUAAUAGCCAACUAGAUGAAUUCAGUAACCCUUUCUAUGUAAACUAUGAAAACCACGUCCUUUAUCCAGUUGCCAGUCUAAGCCAUUUGGAACUAUGGGUAAACUAUUAUGUGAGAUGGAAUCCACGAAUGAGAUCCCAGAUGCCAAUUCACCAGAAUCUGAAGGAGCUCCUUGCCAUCAGAACUGAGCUCCAGAAGCGGGUAGAGGAAUUGCAGCGGGAAGCAGCAUCACGCUCCAUUUCUUCUUCAUCAGAUAGGGGAUCAUCUCCUGUAGCCACACCGGUGCACACCUCUGUCUGAUGUGUGACUGGAAAAGGUACAGUUCUGUUACGAAUCAUGCAUUCCGGCCCACAGAAGACUUCUGUACUCGCUAAGGGUUGUGGGAUGUUGUCACCUGAUCUGCUGUCUGUCUGUUACACUGAGGCCAACAAGUGUUUCCCUGUGUGCAACACUGUAGAGAGGGUGGUGGUUGCUAGUUUCCCUAUGUGUCUCUUUGAUGUGUUUUAACUGAAUUUACAAUUGAAAAGUUAACUUUCUCUUAAGCAACCUACAACAGAAUUGUCUGAAGCUGAGAAUCCAUCUGUCUGGCAAACAGUGCAAAUGACACUUUGCUAUCUUUUCCAAGGUUGGCCAAGCUUGCCAUGAACCAGAACAAACAGAGUGAUCAUUUCUUGCAGGGGAACCCGCCUGGUUCCUUGGUACCUAAUGUAAUUGUUGGGUGGUUUUAACAAUCCAUAGCAGAUAAUAUGUUUCUUGGUACAGUUGUAGAUGAACUGAUGCACUUUGAAAUGAGUUUAAUUUUUAAUACUACAGCCAGUGUUAUAUUUUGAAUAAACAUGCCAUUUAAAAUGAACAGGAUUUGCCAAUUGUGAAACAUUUUGUAACUGUAAUAUUAUCUUGGAAAUCUAGAUUACUGAAUACUAUUUUCCCCUCACAAGUUUUCUGUAACUAUUGCUCACUUUCAUUUACAUGAGACUGAAUUUGUCUCAAUCACAUCAUUGGCCUAUCUAUACAGAAUAACUUCGGUAUAGCCUGACAGUUAAAUGUGUAAACUGCAAGUGUAAAUUUUGUUCACCACAUAAUGCCAAAAGCUGUACACACAAAGGAUUCCUCUUUCUACAAAUAUAUACAAGUCUAAUAGAAUCUUCCAAUGGCAUCUGAAAAGACUCAAGUGUCCCUUUAGAUAUUUUUUAAAGUGUCAGGAAAAAUAGUAAAUUGUAAUUAUUAUGACAGAUGCAUUUUUAAGCAGAUCAGUCACAACUGGCUUCUUUGAGACAAUAAAGGCUGUUGUGUUCUUUUAGUUGAUGUUUGAUAAAGUUUGCACAAGCCUCGAGCCCCAAUAAUAAAGGUGGGCUAUAAAUGAAGUAAAUGAAUAGACUCUUUACCUGCAUUUCCUAUAGAAAUGUCUGGCCAACUGGAACCAUAAGUACUGUACAUGUGGUGUGUUUGUGGCACUACUAGGUAGGAUUGCCUACAGGCUAUGUGGCAUAUCCAGGCCUACACUCCCACCUACCCCUUACAUGCUGCACUGUUGCUACUCUUUAGCUCUGAAGACUGUGGAGGGGCAAAAACCUCCAAGGGAGGGGGCUCUAUGUACUCUUUGUAUGGAGAAUUUCAUAUUUACACUUCAUGCAUGGCAGCUGGCAACAAAGUUGGCCACCACACAGUUGCUUCUUUUUGCUCACUGCUCUUUUCAUACCUAAUUUUGAAACAAUCUUUUUUCUUCCACUACACUUCACAGAUUUAGCCUUCUUUCGUUUCUUGAACGCUAGAGAUGGUACAAUUCCUUUAAGCCUCAUGAAUUUAUUGAUUCAUUGAGAAUUCUUGAUUUUAUUACACAAGUAGCCAAAGCAGCACUGCCACAGCUAAUGUGGUUUUGCUUAUAACUCCUUAGAGGAGGAGCUGGGGUGGGGCAGGUUGUGACAUGGAUUCAGUCUUCAUUCAGCCACUUUUUGAGGAGGGGGCAUUCUAACAUCUUUCUAAUCUAUUGGGGGGAAUCCUGAUACUUUUGUAGUCUGGAAACAAAACAGACUUUAAACAUUUUGUGUUGCAUUGCAGAGAUCCAUGCACAUGGUUCAACAGAGUGUUCAGGGGCAUUUUGGAGAGAAAUUGAUCAAAAAUCUACUUAGGGCUGUGUAUUUGAUCUGACUUUUCAGAUUGUAGACUGGCUUUUGCAAUAUUGCUUUGAAACUGAUGCACAGAUUUGAGAGUGUCCCAAGCAGUAUUAUUGUGCUUACAGGAAAGCAGGCAAGGCAGUACCAUGAUGUUCAUAAAGAAGUCAGCAAUUAUUUCCUUCCCGUUAAGAUUUGGCUCUGAAUUUCUCACUAUGAAGUAUGCACUGAAAAAGAAAAUUCUCAGAAGUGGGGUAGAGCAAGGCCCAACUACUUUAUAAUUCCAGGGAGUCUACUGCCUACACUGGCAGAAGAGACAUGUGAAGACUUUUUUUGUAUAGGAAACUGGCUCUCUGGCAUUGUGCAAGAUACACACAGACAAUGUUGUACAAGUCAGUCUUCAGUUUAUUGUUUUCCAGUUGUAAUUCAGCAGUCAAGUUCAGAUUUCCUUUCCCCAUAAUUCUUAUAUGCACUUUAGUAAAAUGUGUCUGCCUUUUGACAGCAUAAUAUACAAUUUUCAUCUGGGACAAAUCAUUUCUGUAUUAGUAAAGGUAUGUAUUGCCUGAAUAAAAACGAUGUUCUUUUGAA
Messenger RNA from Heteronotia binoei (common prickly gecko), 4622 nucleotides. It is a transcript of the gene MTMR1, whose product is annotated as myotubularin related protein 1. Gene Ontology annotation, biological process: phosphatidylinositol dephosphorylation. Lineage: Eukaryota; Metazoa; Chordata; Lepidosauria; Squamata; Gekkonidae. The record is from RefSeq and is a predicted model, not a curated record. Gene Ontology annotation, molecular function: phosphatidylinositol-3,5-bisphosphate 3-phosphatase activity. The transcript is spliced from 17 exons. Bases 109 to 2223 code for a protein of 704 amino acids.